This is a messenger RNA of Paramecium sonneborni, 617 nucleotides long. NCBI's taxonomy places the organism in Eukaryota, Ciliophora, Oligohymenophorea, Peniculida, Parameciidae. The record is from the annotation of a GenBank genome assembly.
AUGUUACUCGUUAGAUUGAGAUAACUAAGGUUACCUUUACUCAAAAUGUUCUUAUUUAAUCAAUUUUAAUUAAUCUUAUUUCUUUAUUAAUUAUAGAAUCAGAUAAAAUUAUAAAUAUUUCACUUUAAAAUAUUUAAUAUUAAGAAAAUUUUCUCCAUUUUUAUAUUAAUAACAGCAAUAAGUGAAACAGAUAGCCUAUUGUACGUCUCCUCAUCAUUAAAUUUAAAAACCAUUGUAAAUUUGUUUUGUAAAAAUAAAGCAUUCACUCAUUCUACAAAUGUUUUUAUUACAUUAAUUUUACUGAUUUUAUAUUUUUAAAUUAUACUAUAAAUAGCCACAACUUUCUAUCUUAAUAAUUAUGGGCUAAUAUUAUGAACUGUAAGUUAACGAGAGUCUAAAUCUAUAAAAUCUAAAUGAAAUUAUUUUCUAAAUUUUAUAGAUCAAAAAUAUUGGACGAGCAUGAUAAUUUUCAUUACAAAGUAUUACUUGUAUAAAUUGCACAUUUUCUCAAAUUCUUGCUUUAUAAAGUUCGAUUUUUGAUAUCACAUCUACUGAAAAAGGCUCAAUAAAUUUACUAUUCCUAUAGAUUUAAUAGAGAAUAAUUUAUUAUCAAUUGA